AUGGCUGUCGUCAACGAGGCUCGUGGUGAAGCCCGAUAUGUUGUUCGGGAAGCGCGGGAAGAGUGGCCUUGUUGCUCUCAAUUUGGAUAUGGCUCAGGUCGCCGAGUUUGUGAAGCAGCGUCUUGGCAAGAAGCCUUCUUUGCAGAACUAGAGAGUGAACUUCAUUUCCUCGUCACCAUGAGAGCCAAGUGGGAAGAAGAGCAUGAGGAGGUUGAAGAGGAAGAGCCGAAAGAUGAGACAGAGAUCCAAGUAGUUUUGCCGCCAUCCACCAUCAUCGACGUCGUCUCCCACCUGAUUCCCAUGUUUGUUUUCUAA
Messenger RNA from Prunus armeniaca (apricot), 315 nucleotides. The record is from the annotation of a GenBank genome assembly. Lineage: Eukaryota; Viridiplantae; Streptophyta; Magnoliopsida; Rosales; Rosaceae.